Molecule: messenger RNA, 2839 nt
Organism: Sorex fumeus (smoky shrew)
Lineage: Eukaryota; Metazoa; Chordata; Mammalia; Eulipotyphla; Soricidae
Gene: ATG9B
Product: autophagy related 9B
Exons: 14
Coding region: 1-2736 (911 amino acids)
Biological process (GO): autophagy of mitochondrion; protein localization to phagophore assembly site
Cellular component (GO): phagophore assembly site; autophagosome
Source: RefSeq, a predicted model, not a curated record
AUGGUGAGACGCAUGGGUUGGGGGGGGAGCCGGGGGCGGCUGGGGCGCUGGGGAGACCCGGGCUCGGUGCCCCUGCUCCCCCUGCCUCUGCCCCCUCUCCCUCCUCCUCCCUGCCGGGGGCCUGGGGGCGGGAGGGUCUCCCUCUUCUCUCUGUCCCCCACUCCCCCCAUGAGAAACACCUCUUCCUCCCAGCCCGCCCAGGCCCCAGGGCCUCCCUGCCCGGCCGGGCAGGCCCAGGGGGGCCCUCAGCCGCGCCCCAGUGUCCCCCCCUCUCCAGCCACGCCCCCCGGGCAGGGGAGACUGGUGAUGUCCCCCAUCUCUGCCGCCCCCUCCUGGGGCUCCCACUCUGCCCCUCCCCUGGCCUCGGUGACGCCCCCUCCCUCACGCCGGUGCCCCCAGGACCCCCCUGGGCUGCGGAUAGGUCCACUGAUCCCUGAGCAGGACUAUGAGCGGCUGGGGGACUGUGACCCCGAGGGGUUCCAAGAGUCCCCCAUCCACGGGGAGGAGCAGCAGCCUCUGCUUCAUGUGCCCGAGGGGCUCCGAGGCUCCUGGCACCACAUCCAGAACCUGGACACCUUCUUCACCAAGAUCUACAGCUACCACCAGAGGGACGGCUUUGCCUGCAUCCUGCUGGAGGACCUCUUCCAGCUGGGACAGUUCGUGUUCAUCGUCACCUUCACCACCUUCCUCCUGCGCUGCGUGGACUACAAUGUCCUCUUUGCCAACCAGCAGCUGGCCAACCGCACGCGGCCCGGCAAGGUGACCAUGAGGGAUGUCAUCCUGCCGUCGGCUCAGUGUGCCCAGCGGAUUCACGCCAGCCCGCUGCUGGUCCUCCUCCUCAUCCUGGCCGCCGCCUUCUGGCUGGUGCAGCUGCUCCGCUCCGUCUCCAACCUCUUCAGCUUCUGGGACAUCCGGGUGUUCUACAGGGAGGCCCUGAACAUCCCCCCGGAGGAGCUGAGCGCGGUGCCCUGGGCCGAGGUGCAGUCCCGCCUGCUGGCGCUGCAGAGGAGCGGCGGGCUGUGCGUGCAGCCGCGGCCGCUGACCGAGCUGGACGUCCACCACCGCAUCCUGCGCUACACCAACUACCAGGUGGCGCUGGCCAACAAGGGCCUGCUGCCCGCGCGCUGCGCGCUGCCCUGGGGCGGCGGCGUGGCCUUCCUGAGCCGGGGCCUGGCGCUCAACGUGGACCUGCUGCUCUUCCGCGGGCCCUUCUCGCUCUUCCGCGGCGGCUGGGAGCUGCCCGACGCCUACAAGCGCAGCGACCAGCGGGCCGCGCUGGCCGCGCGCUGGCGGCGCCGCGUGCUGCUGCUGGCCGGCGUGAACCUGGCGCUGAGCCCGCUGGUGCUGGCCUGGCAGGUGCUGCGCGCCUUCUACAGCCACGCCGAGCUGCUGCGGCGCCAGCCCGGGGCGCUGGGCGCGCGUCGCUGGUCCCGCCUGGCGCGCCUGCAGCUGCGCCACUUCAACGAGCUGCCCCACGAGCUGCGCGCGCGCCUGGCCCGCGCCUACCGGCCGGCCAACGCCUUCCUGCGCGCCGCCGCGCCGCCCGCGCCCCUGCGCGCGCUGCUGGCCCGCCAGCUCGUCUUCUUCGCGGGCGCGCUCCUCGCCGCGCUGCUCGUGCUCACCGUCUACGACGAGGACGUGCUGGCCGUCGAGCACGUGCUCACGGCCAUGACCGCGCUGGGCGUCACGGUCACCGUGGCCAGGUCCUUCGUCCCCGACGAGCAGUGCCAGGGCCGGUCCCCCGGGCUGCUGCUGCAGGCGGCCCUGGCGCACAUGCACUACCUGCCCGAGGCGCCGGGCCCGGCCGGCCGCGACAGCGCCUACCGCCAGAUGGCGCGCCUGCUGCAGUACCGCGCGGUGGCGCUCCUGGAGGAGCUCCUGUCGCCGCUGCUCACCCCCUUGUUCCUGCUGUUCUGGCUGCGCCCGCGCGCCCUGGAAAUCAUCGACUUUUUCCACCACUUCACUGUGGACGUGGCGGGGGUCGGGGACAUCUGCUCUUUCGCCCUCAUGGACGUCAAGCGCCACGGCCACCCUCAGUGGCUGUCUGCCGGCCAGACCGAGGCCUCGCUGGCCCAGCGGGCCGAGGACGGCAAGACGGAGCUGUCCUUGAUGAGGUUCUCCCUGGCGCACCCCCAGUGGCGCCCCCCGGGGCACAGCUCCAAGUUCCUGGGGCACCUCCGGGGCCGUGUUCAGCAAGAUGCCGCCGCCUGGGGGGCCACCUCCCUUCGAAGCCCGCCCACCCCCGGGGUGCUCAGCGACUCUUCCUCACCUCUGCCUGAGACCUUCCUGGCCAAUCUCCUGGUCCACCCCCUCCUGCCCCCGAGGGACCUGAGCCCCACAACCCCUUGUCCUGCGGGAGCCACGGCCAGCCUCCUAGCCUCUAUUUCCCGCAUUUCGCAGGAUCCGAGCUGUGUGUCCCCUGGCGGCUCAGGGGGCCAGAAGCUGGCCCAGCUCCCCGAACUGGCGUCGGCAGAGAUGAGCCUGCACGCCAUCUACCUGCACCAGCUACACCAGCAGCAGCAGCAGGAGCUGUGGGGGGAGGCUUCGUCCCCCGCCCGGCCCUGGGCCAGCCCCACGCACACGCUCUCGCCCGAUGAGGAGAAGCCGUCCUGGUCCAGCGACGGCUCCAGCCCCGCGUCCAGCCCCCGGCAGCAAUGGAGGGCCCAGAGAGCGCAGACCCUGUUCCCCGGGCCCGCAGACGCCCGGACUCCGGGCCCAGCCCCCAGCGCGGAGUGACACGGUCUCACGGCCUCCUGACUUGUCCAAACACAGACCAGACGAGGCCCCUCCCUGGGACCCUCCCGUGGAGUCUGCACCCAAUGAUGCUUUUAUUGGGCAG